Messenger RNA from Laccaria bicolor S238N-H82, 1134 nucleotides. RefSeq lists its product as uncharacterized. The transcript is spliced from 15 exons. The record is from RefSeq and is a predicted model, not a curated record. NCBI's taxonomy places the organism in Eukaryota, Fungi, Basidiomycota, Agaricomycetes, Agaricales, Hydnangiaceae. Bases 1 to 1134 code for a protein of 377 amino acids.
AUGCUGGACUGGGGGUUGGUUAGAGACCAGUUCUUGACACCAAUUGACACUCUAAACGGAUGCCUGUGCAGUGUGGUAUUGCACUCAGGAUGCAAUGGCUUGGUAAAAUGGUUGGAUGUGAGACUCAACAGUACCACCUACAAUGUAGCUCCAUAUUCAAAUAACAUGCGGGACAUGAGGCAUCAGCAUUUUUCAAGAAUAGAGAGAUACUCGGGCAUGUCAUGUCCUUCAACAUCAAGCCAGAUCCAGGGAAUGAAGCGGUUCAGAGGUAGGGUGAUGAAAAGAUGUAGUCGGGGAGGAAAGGACAAGGGUGGGGUGUUCACAGAGGGCUGUAGCUUGCCGGCGCGUUGGGGCGUGGGGUACAGUCAAUAUAGCCAGGGUGCGUUCAUCGUCGACCGCUCCAAUUCCAAGGGACUCCGCACUGCCGUGAUUUCACCUCUACGGGUUCUCGACGAAUCCAAUUCUAGCAAGACACGCUUUUGGGACAAAAUACAUGCCUUGCACCAUGCAUUCAGUGGCAAGGGUGGAGGCAUUGUAGAACUCAAGGGAGCAGAGGGUAAUGUAGGCGCUACCAGUGCUAUACAGACGGCUUCGACACUACUUGAUUACUUGCUUCACUGUCUACUCAAUGUCGCGGGUAACCUGGGAUUUGGCAUGCAUGUGACGUUUGAUCCCUUUGACUGCGGACAUGACCAGUCAAAUUGGCCUGACCCACAUUUCGGCCUGACCUUUAUGGCCGAGGUCAACACGGCCGUGACACCACUGGCAGCUAGUACAUAUCGACAAAACAAGGCUAUAAAUAAACAGAAACGUCUGAUCCUGGUUUCCCCCUUGGUCCUCGGAAGUGUUUUGAAAAGCAAGUUCAAUGCAUUGUAUGGUCAAUUCUUAGAGUCUCACCACCCAUUCAAAGAGAACCUCUCAACUGAAUCAAGGUCAGGUCUACUUCCCUAUCUGUACAUCUAUUCUGAUGAGAUUCUUACUAGUGCCCGAGGUUACAGCAAAAGGCAGAGCUUUGGACACCUGAAUGUUUUGCCAGGAGCUCACAACUUUGUAAUUAAAGGUUCCAAUCUAUAUAAUGCCCAAAAAAAACUAAACUCAACUGCCCUAUUUACAGGGUGUGAGGACAUUUUUUGA